AUGCUUCACCGUACAAAGUAUAAUCGUUUUAGGAAUGAUUCAGUGACAUCAUUCGAUGAGCUUAUACACAACUUAUCAAUGAGCGGCAAAGGCACGACUGUUACGACGACGACAACGACAUCCGAAGGGCCUUCGUACCCAACCUCAUCAGAGGUGCUCCGCAAGAAUCAGGAAGAUGGGCCUACCACACUCUGCACCUUCAUCCAAAAGAUGUCCCAUUUGAAAUUUGCUAACACAGGCAGCCUGUUGGGCAUCAAAAAUUUAUCCUCUGCAGUAAAAGACCUUGCAGUUUCUAAACUGCAAGGCAGUUCAAGCACUCCUAGUUCAGUUACAGCAGCAGUAGAUAUAUGUAACCCUAUCUCUACCACUCCGUGUUCCCAGCAGGACGUGAACAAGAUGAGCACAGACAAGAGGACCAAGGUAGAAGACAUUCACCAGGGUGGAGACGACUGGAACCAUAGUGGCAGUUUUGUCAAUAGAUCCUCACGAGGGUGGUUGCACUCUAACGAGAAGAUCUUGGGACCUGGUGUGACGUAUGUUGUGAAGUACCUGGGCUGUAUAGAGGUGUUACGGUCUAUGCGUUCCCUUGAUUUUGGCACAAGGACACAGAUUACAAGAGAAGCUAUCAGUAGAGUGUGUGAAGCUGUACCAGGCACAAAAGGAGCUUUUCGAAAGAGAAAGCCACCAAGUAAAGCAUUGUCUAGUGUACUUGGUAAGAGCAACCUACAGUUUGCUGGAAUGAACAUCACUCUGAAUAUUUCAACCAGCAGCCUCAAUCUAAUGACGCCUGACACUAAGCAGAUUAUAGCAAAUCAUCAUAUGCAGUCCAUUUCCUUUGCAUCUGGUGGUGAUCCGGACACCACAGACUAUGUUGCAUAUGUGGCAAAGGACCCAGUGAAUCGUCGAGCGUGUCAUAUAUUGGAAUGCUGUGGCGGGCUGGCUCAAGAUGUUAUCAGUACGAUUGGCCAAGCUUUUGAACUUCGAUUCAAGCAAUAUCUACAGUGUCCUACUAAGAUAUCUAGUAUUCAUAACAGAAUGCCAAAUUUAGAAGAAUCAACAUGGGCUGGAGAAGAUGAAGAGGUAACAGAGCAUCCUUAUUAUAACAGUAUUCCAGGGAAAAUCCCUCCUCCUGGUGGGUUUAUUGAUGUCCGACUUAGAGAAACUCAUCAGCUAGGGUUGAAUCAGAUUCUGCCUGAACAUUGUUUUAAUGUUAAUCAGCCAGUGUUAGCCAUAGGACAAGAUCAAAGCUACUAUCAAGGGCCGGACCUGGGCGAGAACCACAGUGAAGACUGGAGACAUGCACUCGGCAAAUAUGGGUCCUCUACUGAUUUAUGCGUUCGAUCGGAGGUGAGACCUUCAUUAUCCAAAGAUGGAGAAGUACCAACAUAUGUCAACACUCAACAUCUAGAUCUCCAGGCUCUAGCAACAUUGCAAGUACAUCCCAGCACUAACACAGGAACCAAUGAAUUGACAAAUAAUAAUGAAAACCAAUCAAAAAAAGAUGUCUUUGAUAUGAAACCAUUUGAAGAUGCUUUGAAACUUCAAGCAGACGGGCAGUUUUCAAACAAACCUUUAUCUCUUCCAUCUGACAGUCCUCAUUUAUCUAAGACAACCACAGCAACAGUGAAGGAAUGCCUUGAGGAGGAACCAUGGUAUCAUGGGGAAAUGAGCAGAAAGGAUGCAGAACAGCUCCUGGCAACUGAUGGUGACUUUCUGGUUAGAAAAAGUACGACCAACCCUGGAUCCUAUGUAUUAACAGGCAUGCAUAAUGGUCAGGCUAAACAUCUCCUCCUGGUAGACCCGGAAGGAAUUGUUCGGACUAAAGAUCAUGUAUUUGAAAGCAUUAGCCACCUUAUCUACCAUCACCGUGACAGCAAUUUGCCUAUAGUCUCUGCUGGAAGUGAACUGUGUCUGAAGCAAUCAGUUGAGAAAAAGCAAUGAUUGCCAGAACUUGUCGUGUGAUUUAAACAACCUGGUGGAAAUUGUUACUCCCUCGUGUAUUGUUUAGUGGAAACAGGGAGAAGAAAUCUCUGAAUUUUGAGAACUGUCUGAUUUAUGUGAAUUGAUAUUGUGCGGCUCAAAGCA
This is a messenger RNA of Rhincodon typus (whale shark), 2085 nucleotides long. It is a transcript of the gene shc3, whose product is annotated as SHC (Src homology 2 domain containing) transforming protein 3. Lineage: Eukaryota; Metazoa; Chordata; Chondrichthyes; Orectolobiformes; Rhincodontidae. Gene Ontology annotation, biological process: intracellular signal transduction; cell surface receptor protein tyrosine kinase signaling pathway. The transcript has 12 exons. The record is from RefSeq and is a predicted model, not a curated record. Gene Ontology annotation, molecular function: receptor tyrosine kinase binding. The coding region runs from base 1 to 1941 and encodes 646 amino acids. Gene Ontology annotation, cellular component: plasma membrane.